AUGUCAGAAAAAUACAAAAAGUUUCUUUUGCCAUACGAAAAAUUCCUUCAAUACCGCGAGAAGGUUCCAUCUGACAUGGUUUGUUGUCGAAAAUGCGGAAAGAAUGAUCGGACUGAUCUCCUUAUAUGCGAUGGUUGCGAUUAUGUGGGCGCCUAUCAUAUGGCUUGUCUCGAUCCGCUUCUUUCCUAUGUGCCAAAAGGGAAGUGGUUUUGUCCAACCUGCUUUGUGAAAAACUUCAAACUCAUCAACAAAAUUGACGAGUUUGGGUUUCGGAAGUCUGCUAAUUCGUAUUCGUUACAAUCAUUUGGUAUCCAUGCCGAUGAUUUCAAGUCGAAGUAUUUCGGCAAGCCAUCUCAUUUAAUUGCCCUAGAGGAUGUAGAGUCGGAGUUCUGGCGGUUGAUUUCUGAUCCUGAAUGUGAAAUUUCUGUGGAAUACGGAGCCGAUCUAAAUGUUUCUGUUUGUGGUUCCGGUUUUCCUACCUCCCCUACAUCAAGAUAUGCUAUUAAACAAUAUGUGAACUCACCGUGGAAUUUGAACAAUUUCGCAACGAAUGAGCGGUCCGCUCUGCGUUAUCUCCCGACAGACAUUUCUGGUAUGAAGGUCCCAUGGUGUUACGUAGGCAUGGUUUUCUCUUGUUUCUGUUGGCAUACGGAAGACCAUUGGAGUUUUUCCAUUAAUUACUUACACAGGGGUGAGCCGAAAACAUGGUAUGGCGUCCCCUCAACCUCCGCGGACGCUUUCGAAGCUGCAAUGCGCCAAGAAGUGCCUGAGCUUUUCGAACACUCUCCAGACCUCCUUCAUCACAUGACCACUCUGCUUCCACCGAGCCGAUUGAUCGCACAUGGCGUGCCAGUCUUCAAGCUGAACCAAAUGGCGGGUGAUUUUGUCGUCACCUUCCCAAGAGCUUAUCACAGCGGCUUUAAUCAUGGUUUUAAUUUUGCCGAAGCUGUGAAUUUCUGCCCCGCUUCUUGGUUUUCCUCUGGUCGUAACAGCAUCGAUCAAUAUGCACUCAUUCAUCGACCGCCGGUAUUCUCACACGCAGAAUUGCUCUGCCGAAUGGCCGAAUCGUUAGACACCCUAUCGAUAGACUUCCUCGUGGUUGUAACGGACCAGUUGUCCGAUCUCUUGGAAAAGGAAAGGUCUCUUCGCCGUCAUCUGGCUCGUCUUGGUGUUCGACGUACUGAACGUUUCGUUUUUGAGACCUGCGAGGAGGAACUGCGUGAGUGUAUGCUCUGCAAGACGACACUUUUCACAUCGGCGCUGACCUGUGACUGUUCAAAAAGUGAGCUGGCGUUUUUGGUUCAUUAG
Molecule: messenger RNA, 1308 nt
Organism: Dibothriocephalus latus
Lineage: Eukaryota; Metazoa; Platyhelminthes; Cestoda; Diphyllobothriidea; Diphyllobothriidae
Source: the annotation of a GenBank genome assembly